This is a messenger RNA of Onychostruthus taczanowskii (white-rumped snowfinch), 852 nucleotides long. It is a transcript of the gene UBE2L6, whose product is annotated as ubiquitin conjugating enzyme E2 L6. Gene Ontology annotation, molecular function: ubiquitin conjugating enzyme activity. The record is from RefSeq and is a predicted model, not a curated record. Bases 383 to 841 code for a protein of 152 amino acids. Gene Ontology annotation, biological process: protein polyubiquitination; ubiquitin-dependent protein catabolic process. Lineage: Eukaryota; Metazoa; Chordata; Aves; Passeriformes; Passeridae. Gene Ontology annotation, cellular component: nucleus. The transcript is spliced from 4 exons.
GCCCGGCGGGUCGCUCCCUGCGUGUCCAGCGGGCGCCGGGAGAUCUGGCCGGCUCCGACCCUGCCUGGUUAAAAAUUAAGGAGGUUCCCGUAAAUCAGCCGGGACACGGCCGGUAACGCGGGGGCAGCCGUGGGGGGCGGGCAGCGGGGUGCGGAGGCAGCCGGGAUGCGGUCCCGCGUCCCGUUUUGCUCCCGUCAGCCCCCCGUCCGCGCGGGGCUCCGGCUUUCUGUCACCCUCCGCCCCUGGGAGCCCCGCGGUGGCGGGGGUCGCCGGCCGCCCCAGGCCCAUCUGUCCCCACCCACCCGUGCCGGGGGCGCGGCCGCAGAACCUCGUCCCGCCCGCCCAGAGGCGUGACCAUCCCCGGCACCGGGCACUGAGCACCAUGGCCGGGCGGAUCGCCAAGGAGCUGGAGGAGGUGCGGAGCUGGAAGGGGGCCCGCGACGUGGGGCCGCUGGACGGGAACGUGCGGCGCUGGGGAGGGCUCCUGCUGCCCAACAACCCCCCAUACAACAUGGGCGCCUUCCGCUUCGAGCUGACCUUCUCCCCCCACCACCCGCUGGAGCCCCCCUGCGCCACCCUCCGCACCCCCAUCUACCACCCCAGCGUGGACCUCGAGGGCCGCGUCUGCCAGCCCCUCACCACCCACGGGCACUGGGAGCCCACCACCCGCGCCAUCCAAGUGCUGCAGGACCUGCUGCUGCAGCUGGACUGCCCAGACCCGCGGCGGCUGCUGCGGCCGGACGUGGCCCGGGAGCUGCAGGAGCGCCCCGAGGAGUUCCGGCGCCGGGCAGAGGAGCACACCCGGCUGCACGCCGAGCCGCGCCCCGACCCCCACGCAUAAGGCAAUAAAUU